Plectropomus leopardus (leopard coralgrouper) is the source of this 2515-nucleotide messenger RNA. It is a transcript of the gene ruvbl1, whose product is annotated as RuvB-like AAA ATPase 1. Gene Ontology annotation, molecular function: ATP binding; ATP hydrolysis activity; ATP-dependent activity, acting on DNA. The record is from RefSeq and is a predicted model, not a curated record. Lineage: Eukaryota; Metazoa; Chordata; Actinopteri; Perciformes; Serranidae.
UAGUAACCCACAUGGAAACCGAUUUCCCUGUGUUUUGAGUUUGGGCGCCGAUUGCGGCGGUGAGAAAUUAUCUAAGGCUCGGGAGGAAAUUUCUUCAUCGUAAACCCGCCGUGUUGUUUCUACAUCAUAUUACUGUAAAGUAAUAUUAACUAUGAAGAUCGAGGAGGUAAAAAGCACCACUAAAACUCAGCGGAUCGCCUCUCACAGUCAUGUCAAAGGACUCGGGCUAGAUGAGGCCGGGAAUGCUAAACAGACCUCAUGUGGGCUAGUCGGCCAGGAGGCUGCAAGAGAGGCUUGUGGCAUCAUUGUCGAGCUGAUCCGCUCAAAGAAAAUGGCAGGAAGAGCAGUGUUACUGGCAGGGCCACCCGGUACAGGAAAGACUGCCCUCGCCUUGGCUGUAGCUCAGGAGUUGGGAAACAAGGUGCCUUUCUGCCCCAUGGUUGGCAGCGAGGUCUACUCAUCUGAGAUUAAAAAAACAGAAGUACUGAUGGAGAAUUUCAGGAGGGCCAUUGGACUGCGUAUCAAAGAAACAAAGGAGGUGUAUGAAGGGGAGGUGACAGAGCUGACCCCCUGUGAGACCGAGAAUCCCAUGGGUGGCUACGGAAAAACCAUCAGCCACGUCAUCAUCGGCCUGAAGACGGGCAAAGGCACGAAGCAGCUCAAGCUGGACCCCAGUAUUUAUGAGAGUCUUCAGAAAGAGCGUGUGGAAGUGGGAGAUGUCAUCUACAUUGAAGCCAACAGUGGAGCUGUCAAGAGACAAGGUCGCUGUGACACUUUUGCUACAGAGUUCGACCUGGAAGCAGAGGAGUAUGUGCCGCUGCCCAAAGGUGAUGUCCACAAAAAGAAGGAGAUAGUCCAAGAUGUCACACUGCAUGACCUGGAUGUUGCAAAUGCCAGACCCCAGGGAGGCCAGGACAUUCUCUCCAUGAUGGGACAACUGAUGAAGCCCAAAAAGACAGAAAUCACAGAUAAGCUGCGUGCUGAGAUUAACAAGGUGGUGAACCGCUACAUUGACCAGGGUGUAGCUGAGCUCGUACCUGGUGUGCUGUUUGUGGACGAGGUGCACAUGCUGGACAUCGAAUGCUUCACAUACCUCCAUAGAGCACUCGAGAGUACCAUCGCCCCCAUCGUUGUAUUCGCCUCUAACAGGGGAAACUGUUUAAUUAGGGGGACAGAGGACAUCAGCUCUCCACACGGGAUUCCUCUGGACUUGCUGGACAGAGUCAUGAUAAUUCGCACCAUGCUGUACACACCACAGGAGAUGAAGCAGAUAAUAAAGAUCCGCGCUCAGACAGAGGGGAUCAAUAUCAGCGAGGAAGCUCUUACACAUCUGGCAGAGAUCGGCACCAAGACCACCCUCAGGUACGCUGUACAGCUGCUGACUCCAGCUAACCUGCUAGGUCGUGUUCAGGGAAAAGAGAGCGUGGAGAGAGAGCAGGUAGAAGAAAUCAAUGAGCUGUUCUACGACGCCAAGUCCUCCGCCAAGAUCCUCCAAGAUCAGCAUCACAAGUUUAUGAAAUAAAACUGUAUUUCUAGGUUGUUGUUUUUUUUUUCUUUCACAACUGGCAAGGCCGGUGCUCUCAGCCAGCUGUUACAUGGUUCACGUUGAUUCUCCAUCUUUUUUAUGUGCUUUGUUUCUUUGCACUUCUCCAUCUUUACCCUCCACACCAUGGCUACUUCUAGUGUCCAUGCCUCAUCUGCAUAAGUAGUUUUGUUCUAAUAAAGUUUUAUUAAUUUUGUUGUUUAUGACAAUAAUUUUUUGAAUAAAAAGCAAAAACACAAAUUGGUGCAGUUGUCUUUGAUAUUAUUGUAUAUGUUUAUUCUUUUUUGUUUCUUACAUAAUUGACUAUAUCACUGGCAGUUCUUAUAAUAAAACAGGAACAAUGAGACUGUAUGUUGCAAUAAAUUUACAAGAGAUUUCAACUUUUUUUUCAGUGUCACAAAAAUCCUUUUCUUGCCAUUCUUAUGUGCAAUAGGUAUUUUUCACAUAAGCUAUUUUGACAUCUCAAAGCAGGAAAAGCACAGCAGGAGCACACAGCUCCACUUAGCUGGUUGUUUCAGAAUCCAGGUAUCAUGAUUGCUGGGUCUUUGUCACUGGAACACAAACAGAAUGGAGCCUCGGUUGCAUGGAUGGUUAACUGAGCGGGCCUGCAGCGCAGAAGGCAAAGGCCCAGGGUCUGUGUGUGUGCUGCUUGGGCAGAGACAGACGGUAUUUUCUGGUUGCACGUUAUUGCAUCUUGGCAGUUAUAGGGCUAAAAUUAGUGCGUUCACUGAUGUGUUUCCAUCACUGCCGAUCACAGCCAGAGCCGAUAGCAGCCUGUGACUACUGCAGAGUAAUUUGACUUAGGUUUAAAGGGUGAUUUGUUGCCUUUUCCAUUAUAUUCAAAAGCCAGCUGUUGGCAGAUUUUUUUUGUGCAGCGUGAAAGGGGCUAAUGUAACACAUACCAGCCAACAAGAGACUCAAAUGAGAGAUGCAGAACAACUAUAUAGAAAAAAGAAGAACUACAGAAAGGGG